GAUGCAGGCGGCCGAGCCUAUGCCGAGCUACGAGCAGCUGGUGCGGCGGAGUUACCGGAGCCUAGUCGGGGCGCUGCGGAGCUGCACAGAUUGCGGCUGGGAACUGUCCCUCCGGACGUGGGCCGAGAACGCCCGGCUGGCCUGGACGGAGGCGCUGCUUUUUCUCCUUUGCGCCUUCGGUUGGACUCUAGCGCGCAGCGCAGCCUCUCGCUACCUCUUUCGGCCCAUCGCUGAGCAGUGUCACUUGCCUUCCAAGGAUGCUACUAAGAUGCCCGAAAGUGCCUGGAAGCUCUCUUUCUACAGCAUCUCCUGGUUAUACGGCACUUACUUGCUCUUCUUUGCUGGAUACCCAUUUUUCCAUGAUCCACCGUCUGUCUUUUAUGAUUGGGAAAAGGGAAUGCAGGUGCCACUGGAUAUUGCCCUCGCCUACCUAACGCAAGGCAGUUUUUAUGCCCAUUCUAUCUAUGCCACCCUUUACAUGGAUGCCUGGCGCAAGGACUCCGUCGUGAUGCUUAUUCACCACGUGGUCACACUGACCCUCAUCGCCUUCUCCUAUCUUUUCAGAUACCACAACAUAGGGAUUCUUGUGCUCUUCCUUCAUGACUUUAGUGACAUCCAGCUGGAGUUUACCAAACUCAACGUUUACUUCAAGUACCGGGGCGGCAUUUACCACCGUUUAAACGACACCCUUUCCAAUGCUGGCUGCGUCUCCUUCAGCGUUAGUUGGUUCUGGUUCCGCUUGUACUGGUUCCCCUUGAAGGUGCUUUAUGCGACCUGCCACACCAGCCUCCAAACUGUCCCCAAUAUCCCAUUUUAUUUCUUCUUCAACGUGCUGCUGUUUAUCCUCAUGCUGAUGAAUAUCUAUUGGUUCUUGUACAUCGUUGUUUUUGUGGCCAAGAUUUUGCUGGGACAAGUGCAGGAAGUGAAGGACGUACGGGAAUAUGAUACUGAUGCUGCUUCUAAGAAGACAGGCAAGGAGCUUCAUCUCCACAACUCUUGGAAGGAAGGAAAUCACUUAAAGAACGGCAUCGUGAAAGACAAGCGGUUAUAGAGGCACUCGCAGAACCACAGAGCCGAAUUCUGGAGAAACCCGCAAGGAACCAUUCAUUCAAACUCCAGCCUGUUCAGGGGUGAACUGAAGAGCUGCCACCCUAUUCCGCCCAGGGUUGACAACCAAAUUCUAAUUGAGGAGCAAUCUACAAAUUUUCUUUUUUCUUUUAAAAGCCCCCUGGAGUUGGAUUUCAAGCUGGAUUUCCAUUAGCAGUGAUGGAAACGAGGAGGAGGAGGUCCAUGACGCGUCGUUUAGCCGAGUCAGAUUGGAGCAGGGCAUUAACACACACACACACACACAAAAAUAGCUACUUCCAUCCUCUGGUGCAUCAAUGGCGCCUAGUAGGAAACAUUUCCCAUCAGGAUAGAGGGACGAGGAACUGACAAGUUUUCUGUGGCUUCUGCGCAGCAGGGCCUUCUCUGUGGUGGCCCCAAGAAGGCAGAACUGUUUUCCCCCCUUGGUUCAGGACUCCUGAUUGGUUGAAGAGCAGGAUGGGCGGAAAUCCCUUCAGGAUCUCCAGGUGGCAAAAAGCAAUGAUAGAAAAAGCACAUGUGUGAAUCGAUGAAUUUUCAGCCUUGCAAGUUGGGGUUGGAAAGGAGUAUCCCACAAUGCCCUGCGGCACUUUUUACCCCUGUUCCUUUUUCUAAACCCUGUUUGUUUUCCCCCUUUGUUCUGGUUGGGAGAGGAAAAAGGCGGCAGUACUGUUUUGUCUUAACUGCGUGUAUUUGGAGAAGUUGUA
Thamnophis elegans (Western terrestrial garter snake) is the source of this 1790-nucleotide messenger RNA. RefSeq names its product ceramide synthase 1 (gene CERS1). Bases 2 to 1051 code for a protein of 349 amino acids. Gene Ontology annotation, biological process: ceramide biosynthetic process. Gene Ontology annotation, molecular function: sphingosine N-acyltransferase activity. Lineage: Eukaryota; Metazoa; Chordata; Lepidosauria; Squamata; Natricidae. The record is from RefSeq and is a predicted model, not a curated record. The transcript is spliced from 7 exons. Gene Ontology annotation, cellular component: membrane.